GUAUACAAUUCCGAUAAUUCGUAAUUAAUUUCAAAGAACCGCUGAUUAAUCCAUUCAAGGUUUUAAUUUGAAAGCGGAAGUAGGUUCGACGCUAUCCUCGGUUAAUCUGCCCAUGUAGAUAAACAACGUGCAGGUCAAAGGCGGGCAGAUGGUGUCGUGUUCGUCAGUAUUCAUUGGGGACCCUCGUAGUAAGGACGUUGGUGUUGUUUUCUAAAUGCUGUUUUUUUUUAAGUGUUUAAGUUGCUUGACAGAAUGACGACAUUGAACCAAUGGUACUCCACAAACUGCUGCCUGUGCUGCCAUGUCCGCACAGGAACCAUCAUCUUGGGGGUCUGGUACAUGCUCAUCAACGCCGUGGUGUUACUCAUCCUGCUCACGGCACUCGGUGAUCCUGAGCAGUACCACCUGACCAGUGCUGAGUUGGCUAAUGACUUGGAUGUCAUGGAUGAUGCCAACAUGUGCAUCGCCUCAUCCAUCUCCCUGCUGAUGAUACUCAUAUGUGGGAUGGCAACAUAUGGUGCAUACAAGUUGCAUGCUGCCUGGAUCAUACCAUUUUUCUGCUAUCAGAUCUUCGACUUUGCACUCAACACCCUUGUUGCUGUGAGCAUUGUGGUCUAUCCAAAUACGAUACAGGAUUACCUGCAGCAAUUGCCUGACAAUUUUCCCUACAAAGAGGACAUUGCAGCUCUCAGUAAUGUGUGCUUGGUCCUCGUCGUGCUGCUCUUCAUCAGCUGUAUUUUGGCCUUCAAGGCUUACCUGAUAGCAUGCGUGUGGAGCUGUUACAGAUACGUGUGCAGCCGCGGCACUGCACAAAUCCUACUCUACGUCACAACCGAUGACACAACGGUGCUCUUUCCUCCUUAUGACAACAGCGUGGAUGUUCCGACUAAACAGGGCGCUCCUCGGUCCUUUCCCACAAUGACCGCAUGAGGACAUUCCCAAGAACCCUCGGUAGGAAGUCUUUGUACAAUCCACGUCUGCACCUCACUGCCUCUUUAAGCAUUCGGUAACACAUUUGCUAUGAACAGCCGUCACACACCAUCAUUGUGUACGUCGUAGGGGUGUGACGAUACUCUCAUUUCACGAGACGAUACAUGAUAUCGGGUUCGCGAGACAAGGUUUUAACAUUAAUUUCAAGCAGGUGCCCAUGCAGGGUGGUAGAGUUGUGACAAUUGGCUGGUGUUGAGGGGGCUUAUGGGGCAAUGCAUUAACUUAUAACUUGUUUUCACAACUAAAACCUAAAAUGAAAAAUCAUAGAAAGUUAAAGAAAAUAUAGUAAUAUUUUUUGAGGAGCUCUACGGCAUCUUCUGCAUCUCUGAUAUCGCAGCUGUCAAGUGUGUCACUGAUUCGUCUGUAUCGUAUUAUCUCUGGGCUGCUGUAGAUUGCUGGAUUGCAUCUGCUGCUGGCAGAAGCAAUCCGGUGCGUUAAGAGUGUUUUUCCGUCGCCUUUUGGCGUCCAUUAUUGACAAUUUAGCGGUUUAUGCUUGGCGUAGACAUGGAGCGUUGGCUUGAAGGAGAGCUGAAACUAGCUCUGUUUGCUAGCGUUCAGUUUUUAGUGUGCACAACGUACUUAUUAACGUGUGGUUCCAGUCACUCACGCACGGCCAGGCAAAUAUACUGCUAUUAAACAAACAACCUUCUGACUAUCUUCUACCCACUUUUCCUAUGAAGAGAAAUAUCGUCACGUUUUAUUCUGGUGAGAUUUCGUGACACAAGAUCUUGUCACAUCCCUAAUAAUACAUUGUGUAAUGGACUUGUGACCUUCUUAGUCAUACUGACUAACUACCAAUAUCUAUCAUUUUGGCUGACAUUAUUAAUAGAUGAAAGAUAUAUUUUUAUUAAUGCUGUGUUUGCUGUGUGCGUGUAAUUGUAUUGUGCGUCAGACACACACUUUGUAUUUACGCAAAGUACCCUUAGUAAAGAGUGAAUGGUUGCUGUGUUGUUUCGUCCUAUCAUGUUGUCUCCUAUCAGCUGCACCUUAACAUGUUGAAAAUGUUUAUUUUUAUUGAAAAAAUAGUCCUGUUGUAAAGCAUCGGGCCUUUGUGUUAUGAAAAAAAGAAAAUGGACCCUAGUUGUGUUUUCCUCAAUAAGGCCAGUGGUCUGCUAUGUGGAAACACACAUGUCUGUUUCCCCAGGUAUGCGUAUUGGAAAAUGCUGUGAUGUGCAAUCAAAGUGAAAAAUAAAUAGAUGUUUGCAAAAUGUG
Messenger RNA from Nerophis lumbriciformis (worm pipefish), 2202 nucleotides. RefSeq names its product lysosomal-associated transmembrane protein 4B-like. Gene Ontology annotation, cellular component: lysosomal membrane. The record is from RefSeq and is a predicted model, not a curated record. NCBI's taxonomy places the organism in Eukaryota, Metazoa, Chordata, Actinopteri, Syngnathiformes, Syngnathidae.